Zingiber officinale is the source of this 1364-nucleotide messenger RNA. Its product is annotated as alpha-terpineol synthase, chloroplastic-like. Bases 156 to 1364 code for a protein of 402 amino acids. The record is from RefSeq and is a predicted model, not a curated record. The transcript has 5 exons. Lineage: Eukaryota; Viridiplantae; Streptophyta; Magnoliopsida; Zingiberales; Zingiberaceae. Gene Ontology annotation, biological process: diterpenoid biosynthetic process. Gene Ontology annotation, molecular function: magnesium ion binding; terpene synthase activity.
GUUACCGAUGGUACGCCGUAGUUAAUUGACAAGCUUUCUUUUCUGGCUUAGUUCGGUCCCAAUUGAAUAAACUGUAAUUAUCAGAUGUAGAUUUAUUCAGAAGAUUCAAAAGCCAGCAGGGUAGCUUGAAAGCUUCGGUUCGAGAGACUAAAGGAAUGCUGAGCUUAUACGAGGCAUCUUAUUACGCAAAGGAAGGUGAGGUGACACUGGAUGAAGCCAUGGACUUCACCAGUAAACACCUCAGAAAUCUCCUAGACAAGGGAUCCAUUAAUGAUCCUCGUCUAAAGGAACGAGUGGCCCAUUCCUUGGAGCUUCCACUGAAUUGGAGGUUCGAAAGAUUACACACCAGGUGGUUCAUUGAACACUUCUCUCGUAGUAAAACUGAACACAUGAGCCCUCUACUGCUUGAUUUGGCCAAACUCGACUUCAACGCAGUGCAGGGCAUACACAAGGAUGAGCACAGCCGACUCUCAAGAUGGUGGAAAGAUCUUGGCCUCGCACAACAUCUGCCAUUUUUCAGAGACAGAUUGACCGCCAGCUUUCUGUGGACUGUUGGCUGUGCCUUCGAGCCACAGUUUGGGAGCUUUAGAGAGGUAGAAACAAAGUCAAAUUGCUUGAUCGCGAUGCUCGAUGACGUUUAUGAUGUCUACGGCAGCUUGGAGGAACUCGAACUUAUCACGGAUGCUAUCGAUAGGUGGGAUGUCAAUGCGAUCGAAAAGUUACCAGAUUACUUGAAGUUAUGUUUUCUGGCAGUUUUCAACACAGCAAAUGAUGCGGCCUACAGGAUAACAAAAGAGAAGGGCUUGCACAUACUUCCCUACCUAAAGAGAGCUUGGAGAGAUCUAUGCGAUGCCUUCUUAGUGGAAGCAAAAUGGUCCCAUCGGCGCUAUACACCCACGCUUCAAGAGUACUUGGACAACGCAUGGAUAUCAGCAUCAGGCCAUGUACUCCUCACUCAUGCAUAUUGCCUGAGCCCGUGCUUGACCAAAGAGGACUUGCAGAAUUUCAGCGGUUACCCAAAGUUACUACAGCACUCUUCUAUGAUUUUCCGACUCACUAAUGAUUUGGUUGACUCGGAAGGAAGCGGCGACGUCUCGUCUAUUCAUUGUGUGAUGCAGGAGAAAGGUGUGUCAGAGGCAGAGGCUCGUGGGAAAGUGAAGAGAAUGAUCAUGGAGAAUUGGAAAGCCAUGAACGGAGAUGGAGUUAAUUAUACCUGUCGCUUUGAGGAGGACUUCAAGAUUUGUGCGAUCAACCUCGCUCGAACAGCCCAAUUCUUUUACAGAAAUAAUAUAGAUCGAUUCAGCGAGGCCGAUGAAGAAACCAGGAAUGCAGAGACCUCCCUCCUGGCGGAACCCAUCAAUUAG